Messenger RNA from Nothoprocta perdicaria, 3665 nucleotides. RefSeq names its product epsin 2 (gene EPN2). Gene Ontology annotation, cellular component: endosome; plasma membrane; clathrin vesicle coat. Gene Ontology annotation, molecular function: clathrin binding; phospholipid binding. The transcript has 9 exons. The record is from RefSeq and is a predicted model, not a curated record. Bases 235 to 2019 code for a protein of 594 amino acids. Lineage: Eukaryota; Metazoa; Chordata; Aves; Tinamiformes; Tinamidae. Gene Ontology annotation, biological process: endocytosis.
CCGUCCCCGCCGCUCCUCCCGCGCCCGGCUCCGCGCUCCCCGCACGCAGCCACAGGUCAUGAUUUUCAUUUUCUCGUGUCAUUUUUUUGAAGAGAGGAAAUGAUUGUAGUGGAACUUGUUACAAGUCAGUCACUGAUACGGAGCCUUUGUAGUUCAGAAACGUUCAUAGAAGAACAAAUAUAACCCUUUUUCUGUUUUUGUUCUGGAGCCUGUGCUAUUAAAAGGGAAAUAAAAAUGACGACUUCGUCUAUCAGGCGGCAGAUGAAGAACAUUGUGAACAACUAUUCCGAAGCCGAAAUAAAAGUUCGGGAAGCGACCUCUAAUGACCCUUGGGGUCCCUCCAGUUCGUUAAUGACUGAAAUAGCAGAUCUGACUUACAAUGUUGUGGCCUUUUCUGAAAUUAUGAGCAUGAUCUGGAAGCGGCUGAACGACCACGGCAAGAACUGGCGGCACGUGUACAAGGCCCUUACCCUGUUAGAUUACCUGAUCAAAACAGGUUCCGAGAGAGUGGCUCAGCAGUGCAAAGAGAAUAUUUUUGCUAUCCAGACAUUGAAAGAUUUUCAGUACAUCGAUCGAGAUGGUAAGGACCAGGGCAUCAACGUAAGGGAGAAAUCCAAGCAGUUAGUGUCUCUGCUGAAGGAUGACGAGCGACUCAAGACAGAGAGGGCUCAAGCCCUGAAGACCAAAGAACGGAUGGCUCAGGUGGCCACUGGAGUGGGGAGCAAUCAGAUCACGUUUGGCCGCGGUUCCAGCCAGCCAAACUUAUCCACAAGCUACUCGGAGCAAGAAUAUGGAAAGUCUGGAGGCUCCCCAGCCUCUUACCAUGGCUCUACAUCCCCACGGGUCUCCUCGGAGCUGGAGCAAGCACGGCCUCAGACGAGCGGAGAGGAGGAGCUGCAGCUGCAGCUCGCGCUCGCCAUGAGCAGGGAAGUCGCCGAGCAGGAGGAGCGCCUCAGACGCGGAGAUGAUCUGAGAUUACAGAUGGCUCUGGAGGAGAGUCGCAGAGACACAAUUAAAAUUCCCAAAAAGAAGGAGCAUACAACUCUGUUGGACCUAAUGGAUGCCCUCCCCUCAUCGGCACCGGCAUCGCAGAAAACAGAACCUUGGGGACCUCCUGCUGCUGCUGCUGCAAACCAAACUGAUCCCUGGGGAGGGUCCACGGUUGCAGCUACUGCCUCUGACCCAUGGCAAUCAUUUGGUGCCAAACCAGCUGCUUCCGUUGAUCCCUGGGCRGCACCAGCAGGAUCCACAGCUCAGCCUCUGUCCAAAAACGUUGACCCCUGGGCUCCUGCUCAGUCGUCAACUACUGCAGCAAAACCUUCCGUGGAUCCUUGGGGACCAGCACCUGCAAACAAACCUAUCUCUACUUCUGGAAGUACAUCUUUUGACCUCUUCAGUAAUUUGAAUGGUACAGUUAAAGAUGAUUUUUCUGAAUUUGACACACUUCGAACUUCCAAAAAGCCAGCUGAAUCRGGUUCCACUCUGCCAUCCCAGCAUAGCGGUACCACAAGUCCUGAUCUCUUUGAUUCCCAACACUCAAGCAUGACAUCAGGCAAGCAAAGCGCCGCCCGCAAAACCCCCGAAUCUUUUCUGGGCCCCAAUGCUGCUUUGGUGAACCUGGAUUCGCUGGUGUCUAAGCCACCACAACCUGUUACUUCACUGAAUCCGUUCUUGGCACCAGGUGCGGCCACAGCACCCGCUCCGAUCAACCCCUUCCAAGUGAAUCAGCCGCAGCCGCUCACUCUGAAUCAGAUGAGAGCAAGUCCUGUGAUGGGAACCAGCCCUUCCUUCAGCGCUGUGCCACCGAUCAGCAUGGAGCCAAUACCUCUGUCUUCCAUGGCCCCCGUGCCCGUGGGGAUGGCACCGAUACCACCUAUGGGCACCGUGGCCUCUCUAACGAGGAUGGGCCAGGGGCUGAACGUGAGCAUUGCAGGAUCAAUGGCCCAGCCUCUUCACAGUACAGGAAUCCCGCCGGCAGCAUCCCAGUCUACAAAUACAACUAACCCCUUUCUCCUAUAAAGACCCAAUCAAAGGAACUUUCUUUUCAUAGUGUUUCCAGGCUGAAGUCUUUACAGCUAAAUGAACGUGGCCUGUGUGGACUGAACGGUGUGUAAGAGACUUGGAAGUAGAUUUGCAGUUUACAGUUAUGAUCUUUGAAGAGUUGUCUCUACUUACCAGUUAAUCUAAAUCUAGUCUUUGCUACAGAUGGUACCUUACUUUGGCUUGUUGAGCAUUAUGUGAAAUGUUCAGACUUUUCACCAAAGUUAGAUUCUGCCCAUUUUGUUACUUUGUUAAUCAUUUCAAUACACUUUCUAGGGAGAACCUGCCAUUUUAAACUCCGUUGGCUAUUUUGUAGAUGUCAGAUGAUGUGCUGGAUCCUGAAAUUACUAUUUCCCUGCAUCUGUCACUUCCUAUGCCCGUAAGAUAGACCUGAGAUUCGGAGUGCUAGUGAAUGUUUUGCACAUAACUAUACACAGUUCUAGACUGUUGGUUCACCCAUAGUCCUUACUCUUAGACGAGAACGAUUUUGAGGGCCCAGGUGGCUGGUUUUUAUGCAUUAAACACUGCAACGCAAAAUCGCACUGCUUUCCUAUCCAAGGUUGACCGAGAAAGCAAGCUUGUCUCAAAAGGAGAGGAGAAAAAAGAAAGAAACAGACAAAAAAAAACCCCAAGAACAUUCUCAAGUUGUCGAGUAUAACGUGUGCUGUUGUAUGCGGUGUUGAAUUUGUACACUACUCUCUAAGGACUCCUGAGGAACUCUCUGUGAGUGGCAUGCUGCACUCGUGCUGAGUGAGUGUCCUGCUCUGUGCUUGUCCAGUAYCAGCUUCGUUUGGAAGUUAUCAUGUGUAUUUUGUUUUUAUUUGACGUACCAUGUGAGUGGAAAGAGGAGGAAAAAAAAAAAAAGAAAUGCAGAAAUACAGCGGGACAACUUUGGAUUCAGUUUCACCGGGGCAAGCUUUAAAAACUAAUUCAGGCUUAACCUUGCUAUAUGCAGUUACUCUUGUAUACUUUUGCACAUAUUUUGUUUAGUACAGUUUCAUAUUUGAGUUUGCAGAGUUACCUGAUAGUCCUUUUUUUUUUUUUUUUGCUAAUUUUUAUAAUGUGGUUCUUAUUUAACUGUCUGGUUUUGAUAGAUUUAUCAAGUCUGGCUGAAAAAUUAAGAUAUUGGCAAAUGUCAUUUUUAUGGUUUUAAUGCCCUCUUAUGGUUUUAGCUCUUUGUUUCUGUAAAGAGAGUUUAAAAGGGAAGAUUAACACUAAAAUAUUUUACUUUUAAAUGAAGUAUAAUGAAAAAACAAAUUCGCACGACUGAUUAUUUUGAGAUGAAUUCAGUUUGAACGUGACAUGAUUUAAGACUACAUUAAAAAAGAGAGAGAAAAAAAACACAACAACACUAAAGUCGCUUUUCCCUUGAUUUGUUCCCAUUUUCUGGCUACCAAAAUGGACAGGCUUUUUAGCCUUUAUGAAGGUCUUGAGAAAGGCUAGUUAUUUUUUUCUUGCCGUUCUUCUUGAAAUGCUCAGAAUCUUAAUGUAUAAAUACGACUCAUUAAUUUCAUCGACUAAUUUUUCGUAAUGAAAGGUGCACUCCAUAUUAAUAAACUGGUUCCAUUUACAAUUAUUAAUUGUAGGCUGAACUCUCCGUUUUAACUUGCAUGUCUGGACUUUCC